Planococcus citri (citrus mealybug) is the source of this 1776-nucleotide messenger RNA. RefSeq names its product tubulin alpha-8 chain-like. The transcript has 4 exons. Gene Ontology annotation, cellular component: microtubule; cytoplasm. Gene Ontology annotation, molecular function: GTP binding; structural constituent of cytoskeleton. The record is from RefSeq and is a predicted model, not a curated record. Bases 1 to 1485 code for a protein of 494 amino acids. Lineage: Eukaryota; Metazoa; Arthropoda; Insecta; Hemiptera; Pseudococcidae. Gene Ontology annotation, biological process: microtubule cytoskeleton organization; mitotic cell cycle.
AUGGGAUCUGAUUUUUAUCAUCAAUUAUUUCAAUUCUUCUCCUUUUUUUGGCAGCAAGAAAUAAUCUCCAUUCAUAUCGGUCAAGCAGGUACACAAAUCGGUAACGCUUGUUGGGAAUUAUACUGCAUUGAACACGGAGUUCUACCCAAUGGAUUCCUCACCACUGAUGUAGCCCCUUGUUGUCUCAGAGAGUGCGAAACAUUUACUACAUUUUUCGAGGAAACAAUCGUAGGAAAAUAUGUACCCAGAGCUGUGUUUGUUGAUUUGGAACCCAAUGUUAUCGAUGAAAUACGAAACAAUCAAUUCCAACAUUUCUUCCAUCCUUCUGGUUUGAUUUCUGGUAAAGAAGAUGCGGCUAAUAAUUUCGCCAGAGGGAGAUACACCGUUGGUAGAGAGUUAUCUUCGGCUUUAUUCACCGCAAUUAGGAAGGAGGCUGAUUUGUGUAAUAAUUUGGAAGGGUUCUUUAUAUUUCAUUCGAUGGGUGGUGGUACAGGAUCUGGAUUGACGUCUUUGUUAAUGGAACAUCUGACUGCCGAGUAUGGGAAGAAGCAUAAAUUGCAGUUUAUUAUUUACCCAUCUCCGAGACUAUCCACCUGUGUAGUGGAACCCUACAACGCUGUCUUAACCACCAGCGACACGAUAGAGAGCAGUAACUGCGCCUUUCUCACCGAUAACGAAGCCCUCUACGACAUUUGCUCUCGCCACAUAGACAUGGAAUUACCCACAUACGUGGACUUGAAUCGUAUCCUAGCUCAAGUCAUCUCGGCUCUAACCGCCUCCAAACGUUUCGAAGGCUCCAUCAACGUCGACUUGACCGAAUUUCAAACCAACUUGGUACCCUACCCUCGAAUACACUUUCCACUCAUCUCGUACGCUCCGUUUUUCUCAAUUCAGCGAGCCAAUCACGAAAUAGUAACAAUAUCCCAGCUAACCCGUAUGUGUUUCGAAAGAAGCGCCCAAAUGCUAAAAUGUGAUCCGCGUCAUGGUAAAUAUAUGGCUUGCUGUAUGCUGUAUCGUGGCCUAGUGCCACCCAAAGAAGUGAAUUCUUCGAUCCAGCUGAUCAAAGCGAGCCAAAUACCUUUCGUGAAAUGGUGCCCUACCGGUUUCAAAGUAGGUAUCAACUACCAACCUCCGGCCGCCGUACCAGGCAGCAAUUUAGCCAAAGUGGACUUGGCUUGUUGCGCAGCCAGCAAUACAACAGCGAUUGGCGAGGUUUGGGCGAGAAUUAAUUACAAAUUUGAUCUAAUGUUCUCGAAGAGAGCUUACGUUCAUUGGUACAUUGGCGAAGGCAUGGAAGAAUCUGCGUUCGUUGAUGCUAGGGAAAACUUGGCUGCUUUGGAGAAAGAUUACGAAGAAUGUGCUCAGGAUGGCGAUGAUCAGAGUUCUUCUGAGGGCGAAUCAGAAGGCGAGAGCGGUACUACUGGGGAGACGUUGACGACUGCUUAUCCUACUAUUCAAGAUUCUGGUGAGGGUGGCCAGAAGUAGUCUGUUUUUUGUUUGAAAUUUAUUUGUUAUAAGAAAACGAGUUGUGUUGAAGUUUUAUUGUUUACUUUAACUAUUUUAUAAUCGAGUGAAUUUUUUGAAUAUUUACGAUAAGGUAUUCUUAGGGGCAUUUUUUAAUUUCUGAAAUUUCUAAUGUGUUAGCACAGGUACUUUUGUUUGUUGGUGGUUUUGUUUUGAAAUUUUUUAUCGUAUUUUUAAAAUGGUUGAAAUUGUUAUUUUAAAAUUUGUGUUCGGGGAGUUUUUUUUUUUUUUUUUUUUUUUUUUAUAAAUAAA